Aspergillus homomorphus CBS 101889 is the source of this 1050-nucleotide messenger RNA. Its product is annotated as DUF1996 domain-containing protein. The record is from RefSeq and is a predicted model, not a curated record. Lineage: Eukaryota; Fungi; Ascomycota; Eurotiomycetes; Eurotiales; Aspergillaceae. Bases 1 to 1050 code for a protein of 349 amino acids. The transcript has 4 exons.
AUGAGGACACAAUUGCCCCAUAUCAUCACACUCCUCGUGAUACAACUGGCGCUUUCCCAAACAGCGACCAGCACGGAGCACACAACCGAUGAAUUCACCUUCAGUUGUGUGCCACUGACCACUCAACUCUCCGACCCGAUAGUCUCCCCAGGUGGAAUAUCGGAACACGUCCACGUGGUUGCUGGUGGCACAGCAUUUCAGAGAACAAUGGGCCUCGACACAGCCCGAAAUGCGAGAGAGACGACUUGCGGUGUAGCUAUCGAUAAGAGCAACUACUGGAUCCCGCAGCUGUACAAUCAACUGCCAGACGGUUCCUUCGAGCUCGUGGAAUAUCAGUCAACUUCUAUUUAUUACCUUGGCCGAGCAUGCAAUUAUGGCGUUGAUAUGACAUACUGCAACGCUUCGGUGUAUCCAAUAGCACCGCCAGAAGGACUGAGGAUGAUAGCUGGGGAUCCUAAUCUUAGAUCAUACAAUGAUUCGGAUAUGGCUCAACGAGCCGUAUCACAUAUGUGCAUGGAAUAUGACGGUAGCUCGAACGAAACGAAGCAUUUCCCGCGACAACCUUGCCAAGCCGUGCGGUCGCAGAUAUUCAUGCCUUCAUGUUGGGACGGUAAAAACCUCGAUAGUCCAGAUCAUAAAAGCCAUAUGGCAUAUCCCGCGAUCGGUGACUAUAAUAAGGGUGUUUGUCCCAAGUCGCAUCCCGUCGCGAUCUACUCAAUCUUUCUCGAAUUCUUCUUUAACACGGCUCCGCUAGAGAGCUACCAAAACUUAGUGUAUUCCAUGGGUGACGCAACCGGGUAUGGAUUGCACGGCGAUUUCAUCCACGGCUGGACUGAUCAGGAUGCUCUGAGACAAGCUAUGGAAACCUGUACGGGAUCCCAAGGAUUGGAAGAUCCGGAUUGCUCCGUUACAAGAACCCAGACAAGGGCUUUGACACCCCUGUCACAGUAUCUGGAUGUUGUGGAGCCGAAGGAUGAGCUAGGCCAGAGUGGAUUGAUUGACAGCUUGCCGGGGAACAAUCCAGUCAUUGGGCGGGAUAAUGCGGAGUGA